Messenger RNA from Saccostrea cuccullata (small rock oyster), 1575 nucleotides. RefSeq lists its product as uncharacterized. Lineage: Eukaryota; Metazoa; Mollusca; Bivalvia; Ostreida; Ostreidae. The coding region runs from base 1 to 1575 and encodes 524 amino acids. The record is from RefSeq and is a predicted model, not a curated record. The transcript has a single exon.
AUGUGUCCAUUAAUCCAACCCGAUUCCUUCAUAAAUGGACCGUGUGUCAGUGGAGAAGCACUAUCCGAGAGUUAUGAUAAUGCAUAUGGUUUUGUCAGUGACCUUUGGCCACCACCUGCAACCAAUUGGAUUAAAAGGAGUCAACAAUCAUGGCCAACGGUUAAUAUUGUUCAAAAAAUUGUCAGAGAUGGAUGUCACUUUGUACCAACAGGGCACAAAUUAGGACUUCAAGAAAAUUUAGAAUGGAGAAUUUCAUUUUCUUCGGCCGAACAGAAACUUGUAUUCUCAAUGAAUCACUGCCAAUUCUUAACAUACGGCUUGUUAAAGAUUUUUUUGAAGGAGGUCAUUAAGAGCAAAAUUGGAGACCAAAAUAUGAGCUCUUAUCACAUCAAAACUUCAGUUUUCUGGGCGAUUCAACAGAGUUCUAUGUCUCAAUGGUGUCCGCAAAAUCUCCUUGAGUGUUUCUGGGUUUGUUUUAAACUCAUCCUGAAAUGGGUUUAUGAAGGUGUAUGUCCGAACUUCUUCAUACCCGAAAACAACAUGUUUAUUCAUAAAAUUUAUGGUGCAAAGCAGAUGGUAUUGUUUCACAGACUUUAUGACUUGUAUGAAAAGGGGUUUCUAGGCCUGUUGGAAAGUCCCAAAAUCAGAUCAUUGAUUACAAGCCAAUAUCAAAAUCUUAGGCCUUGUGUUCAUACACUAGAAUACACCCUGAUUCCUCAGUGUGAAUUUGACUCCGAGCUAUUUGAAGAAAUUUCUGCAAAUGAUUCAGCACAAGUUAUAAAUCUGAAACAGUGUCUGAUUGCUCUCCAAUCAUUAGAGGAAACAGUAUGUUGGCCCCUCACACAUUAUCAAGGGAUUAUGGUACAGAAAAUAACAGCCACAAUUCUGCAGAGUACUAUUUUUAUAUUGCACAUGUGCUCUAAUAAGGCUGAAAACAGAAAGAAGUACAUAAUUGACAAAAUGGCCGUUAAAGUGCUGAAAUUAGCGGCUAGGUUCGGAUACACAUUCGAUACUUUGUUCAUCAUCAUGUAUUUUUACAAAACAUUUCGAUACACGAAAGCUUUAUCUGUAAUAGAGAAGAUGGAGGCAGUACUAUCGCGACCGGAGACGUAUAUAGAGGUUGUUAGUGAAAAGUCCCUGUCCACGAAGAUUAAACAGUGUACAGCAUCGUAUGCAUAUUUCGAUAUAUGCAAUAGUAUCCCCUACAUUGAAGAAUUAAUAAAUCUUCAAAAUCAUAGUCAUCAAAGCCAGUGGUGCACUCUUCACAUUCCACCUUUGAUACUGUUACACAUGUUAAAGUUUCUCUGCUACAGACAUAUUGACACUGGUAGAGCACAAUUUGUUCUUUAUGAUCUACAAUACCUACUCAACCUUAACGGAGAUGUUAUUGUACCAAAUAAUAUCCGGGACAUAUCAUGGCAUAUUUUGGGGUUAUGCCAAGAGCUCAACGAAAACAUAUCAGAUGCUCUUUACUCCUACACGCAGUCAUUCAAACAGAAGAAUGAGAAUAGAAUAAAAAUGGCAACGCUGAUGAAAAUACGAGAGAUAACACAUCAUGAUUUGAAUGUCUUCUGA